CGGCGGGCGGCGCAGUUCUCCUAGAAGACCCCGGGGACUGGGGCUUGACCCCGAGGUGCAGCGAGCCCCUCAGAGCGGCAGUUUUGUGAGUACUAGAAUAGCACAACCAUGUUUCGGAAUAGUCUCAAGAUGCUUCUUACUGGAGGGAAAUCAAGUCGUAAAAACCGAUCAAGUGAUGGAGGGAGCGAGGAACCACCAGAUCGAAGACAGUCAAGUGUAGACUCUCGCCAAAGCCGCUCUGGGCAAGGUGGCAUCUCCACAGAAAGCGACUGUGCUUUUGAGCCCGACUACGCCGUCCCACCACUUCCAGUGAGUGAAGGUAUGCAGCACAUUCGGAUUAUGGAGGGCAUGUCUCGCUCUCUCCCAUCCUCCCCCUUACUCACACAUCAGUCUAUCAGUGUUCGGCUCCAACCUGUGAAGAAGUUAACUGCCCCUCUGAGGAAGGCAAAGUUUGUUGAGAGCCCACGAAUUCCAGAAUCCGAGCUUGGCUCACCAACCCUCACUUCAGCUCAGAAACUGGACGUGGAUGCAUACUGCCCUGGUGAUGCUGAACAGGAACUUGGUCCCCCUCCAUCUGUAGAUGAGGCUGCAAACACACUCAUGACUCGUCUGGGUUUCCUCCUGGGAGAGAAAGUCACAGAAGUUCAGCCAGGUGACCAAUAUAACAUGGAAGUACAGGAUGAAAGUCAGACCUCAGCAGUCACCCAGCGGAUAAGUCCCUGUUCCACCUUGACUAGCAGCACUGCCUCCCCACCAGCCAGCAGCCCCUGCUCCACCCUCCCACCAGUCAGCACAAAUGCAACCGCCAAGGACUGCAGCUAUGGGGCGGUCACCAGUCCAACCUCCACCCUGGAAAGCAGAGAUAGUGGCAUCAUUGCUACGUUGACAAGCUAUUCUGAAAACAUGGAACGCACAAAAUAUGUUGGGGAAAGCAGUAAAGAAUUAGGAUCUGGUGGAAACCUAAAGCCUUGGUUGUCUCAAAAAUCUAGCAUGGAUUCCUGCUUGUAUCGAGUAGAUGAAAACAUGACGGCUUCCACCUAUAGUCUGAAUAAGAUCCCAGAGAGGAACUUGGAAACAGUUUUAUCACAAUCAGUACAGUCUAUUCCUCUGUAUCUUAUGCCACGACCAAAUUCAGUAGCAGCCACAAGUUCUGCCCACUUGGAGGACCUCGCUUACCUGGAUGAGCAGCGACAUACACCUUUGAGAACUUCUCUUCGAAUGCCAAGACAGAGCAUGGGUGGUGCUCGCACACAACAGGAUUUAAGAGAUAUUGAAAGAGGGAUAUUGAAAUCUGAUGUUCGCUUUGCACCUUAUAGGCCUCCAGAUAUCUCCCUGAAGCCUCUGCUGUUUGAAGUGCCCAGCAUCACUACAGAGUCAGUUUUUGUUGGCCGGGAUUGGGUUUUCCACGAAAUAGAUGCUCAACUUCAAAGUGCAAAUGCCAGCGUGAACCAAGGAGUAGUGAUUGUGGGAAACAUUGGGUUCGGCAAAACUGCCAUCAUCUCCAGACUUGUGGCCCUCAGCUGCCAUGGAACACGGAUGAGACAGAUCGCCUCAGACAGCCCACAUGCCUCCCCCAAACAUGUGGAUGCCAACAGAGAGCUGCCACUCACACAGCCAACUUCAGCCCACUCGUCCAUCACCAGUGGAAGCUGUCCAGGAACUCCAGAAAUGCGCAGGCGACAGGAGGAAGCUAUGCGGAGACUAGCCUCACAGGUGGUUGCUUAUCAUUAUUGCCAAGCAGAUAAUGCCUACACCUGCCUGGUGCCAGAAUUCGUCCACAAUGUUGCUGCCCUGCUCUGUCGCUCACCUCAGCUGGCGGCCUAUCGGGAGCAGCUUCUUCGGGAGCCCCACCUGCAGAGCAUGCUGAGCCUUCGGUCCUGCGUCCAAGACCCUAUGGCCUCCUUCCGGAGGGGCGUCCUGGAGCCCCUGGAGAGUCUCCACAAAGAGAGAAAAAUUCCAGAUGAAGAUUUCAUCAUCUUAAUUGAUGGAUUAAAUGAAGCAGAAUUUCACAAACCGGAUUAUGGGGAUACAAUUGUAUCAUUUCUGAGUAAAAUGAUUGGAAAAUUUCCUUCCUGGCUCAAACUAAUUGUAACAGUUAGAACCAGUUUACAGGAAAUUACCAAGCUGCUGCCUUUCCAUAGGAUUUUUUUGGAUCGACUAGAAGAGAAUGAAGCCAUAGACCAGGACCUGCAGGCUUACAUCCUGCACCGGAUACACAGCAGCUCUGAGAUCCAGAAUAACAUUUCACUUAACGGCAAAAUGGACAAUACUACCUUUGGCAAACUCAGUUCUCAUCUCAAGACUCUCAGUCAAGGGUCCUAUCUAUACCUGAAACUCACAUUUGACCUCAUAGAGAAAGGCUAUCUAGUGUUAAAGAGCUCUAGCUACAAAGUAGUUCCUGUCUCUCUCUCCGAGGUUUAUUUACUCCAGUGCAAUAUGAAGUUCCCCACCCAGUCCUCCUUUGACCGGGUGAUGCCUCUCCUGAAUGUGGCAGUGGCCUCUCUCCACCCACUGACUGAUGAACAUAUCUUCCAGGCCAUCAAUGCUGGCAGCAUUGAAGGCACACUAGAAUGGGAGGACUUUCAGCAGAGAAUGGAGAACCUUUCCAUGUUUCUAAUCAAGCGCAGAGACAUGACUCGUAUGUUUGUCCAUCCUUCUUUUCGAGAAUGGCUUAUCUGGAGAGAAGAAGGAGAGAAAACCAAAUUUCUCUGUGAUCCCAGGAGUGGUCACACAUUACUUGCCUUCUGGUUUUCCCGCCAAGAGGGAAAACUAAACCGACAGCAGACUAUUGAGCUGGGACAUCACAUCCUCAAAGCACACAUCUUUAAGGGUUUGAGUAAAAAAGUUGGCGUAUCAUCCUCCAUUCUCCAAGGUCUCUGGAUCUCCUAUAGUACAGAAGGUCUUUCCAUGGCAUUGGCAUCUUUGCGAAAUCUCUACACUCCAAAUAUAAAGGUCAGCCGACUACUGAUUUUGGGAGGUGCCAACAUUAAUUACCGGACAGAGGUUUUAAAUAAUGCUCCAAUUCUGUGUGUCCAGUCUCACCUUGGUUACACAGAAAUGGUGGCCCUGCUGUUGGAGUUUGGGGCCAACGUGGAUGCCUCUUCAGAAAGUGGCCUGACGCCUCUGGGCUAUGCCGCAGCCGCAGGCUUCCUGAGCAUUGUUGUGCUGCUGUGCAAGAAACGGGCCAAGGUGGAUCACUUGGAUAAGAAUGGGCAGUGCGCUUUGGUCCAUGCUGCACUCCGAGGUCAUCUGGAGGUUGUCAAGUUUUUGAUUCAAUGUGACUGGACAAUGGCUGGCCAGCAGCAAGGGGUGUUUAAGAAGAGCCACGCCAUCCAGCAGGCCCUCAUUGCUGCAGCCAGCAUGGGCUACACUGAGAUUGUCUCCUACCUACUUGAUCUUCCAGAAAAAGAUGAAGAGGAAGUGGAGCGAGCACAGAUCAACAGCUUUGACAGUCUCUGGGGAGAGACAGCCCUGACAGCUGCAGCCGGACGGGGCAAACUGGAGGUAUGUCGUCUGCUCUUGGAACAGGGGGCGGCCGUGGCCCAGCCCAACCGCCGAGGGGCGGUGCCCCUAUUCAGCACUGUUCGCCAAGGUCACUGGCAGAUUGUUGACCUUUUACUCACCCAUGGAGCUGAUGUCAACAUGGCAGACAAGCAGGGCCGCACUCCCCUGAUGAUGGCUGCCUCCGAAGGCCAUCUAGGGACUGUGGACUUUCUACUUGCACAAGGCGCCUCCAUUGCUCUGAUGGACAAAGAAGGAUUGACAGCCCUCAGCUGGGCUUGUUUGAAGGGUCAUCUCUCCGUAGUACGUUCUCUGGUGGAUAAUGGAGCUGCCACAGACCAUGCUGACAAGAAUGGCCGCACCCCGCUGGAUCUGGCAGCUUUCUAUGGUGAUGCUGAGGUGGUCCAGUUCCUGGUGGAUCAUGGCGCCAUGAUCGAGCAUGUCGACUACAGCGGAAUGCGCCCUUUGGACAGGGCAGUGGGGUGCCGGAACACUUCUGUUGUUGUCACUCUUCUGAAGAAAGGAGCCAAGAUAGGUCCAGCCACAUGGGCGAUGGCCACCUCCAAACCAGACAUCAUGAUCAUCCUGUUGAGCAAGCUGAUGGAAGAGGGGGACAUGUUUUAUAAGAAAGGUAAAGUAAAGGAGGCUGCCCAACGCUACCAGUAUGCUCUGAAGAAAUUCCCUAGAGAAGGGUUUGGUGAGGACUUGAAAACCUUCCGGGAACUGAAAGUGUCUCUUCUCCUCAACCUCUCUCGAUGUCGCAGGAAAAUGAACGAUUUUGGAAUGGCGGAGGAAUUUGCUACUAAGGCCCUGGAGCUGAAACCGAAAUCUUAUGAAGCUUACUAUGCAAGAGCAAGGGCAAAACGCAGCAGCAGACAGUUUGCAGCAGCCUUAGAGGACCUGAACGAGGCCAUCAAGCUGUGCCCAAACAACCGUGAGAUCCAGAGACUUCUGAUGAGAGUGGAGGAAGAGUGUAGACAGAUGCAGCAGCAGCAGCAGCAGCCCCAGCAGCAGCAGCAGCAGCCCCAGCAGCCGUUAGCAGAAGAAACAGAACCUGAAGCACAGCAUGAAGAUAUAUACUCUGUGCAGGACAUCUUCGAGGAGGAAUACCUGGAACAGGAUGUAGACAAUGUUUCCAUUGGCCUCCAGACGGAGGCUCGGCCCAGUCAGGGUCUCCCGAUCAUCCAGAGCCCACCCUCCUCUCCAGCCCAUCGGGACUCCGCCUACAUCUCCAGCUCACCGCUUGGCUCUCAUCAGGUUUUUGACUUCCGGUCCAGUAGUUCUGUAGGUUCUCCCACUAGACAGGGCUAUCAGUCCACCUCUCCUGCUCUGUCUCCAACUCACCAGAACUCUCAUUACAGGCCUAGUCCACCACAUACUUCCCCAGCUCAUCAGGGCGGAUCUUACCGCUUUAGCCCCCCUCCCGUAGGAGGACAGGGCAAAGAAUACCCAAGCCCGCCCCCUUCCCCUCUCCGUAGAGGCCCUCAGUAUCGGGCCAGCCCUCCAGCUGAAAGCAUGAGUGUCUAUAGAUCCCAGUCCGGCUCACCCGUGCGCUAUCAGCAAGAAACAAAUGUUAGUCAGCUUCCUGGCAGACCAAAAUCCCCAUUAUCUAAAAUGGCCCAGCGGCCCUACCAGAUGCCUCAGCUUCCUGUGGCAGUUCCCCAGCAAGGUCUCAGGCUCCAGCCUGCUAAGGCCCAGAUUGUGAGAAGCAACCAGCCCAGCUCUGCAGUUCAUUCAAGCACUGUCAUCUCCACAGGGGCCUAUGGCCAAGUAGCCCAUUCAAUGGCUAGUAAAUACCAGUCUUCACAAGGAGACAUAGGAGUAAGUCAGAGCCGGUUGGUUUAUCAGGGUUCAAUUGGGGGGAUUGUGGGGGAUGGAAGACCUGUGCAGCAUGUCCAGGCCAGUCUGAGUGCAGGCGCCAUCUGUCAGCAUGGAGGGUUGACCAAAGAAGACCUUCCACAGCGACCGUCCUCAGCAUAUCGAGGUGGCAUGAGAUACAGCCAGACACCACAGAUUGGACGUAGCCAGUCUGCAUCCUAUUACCCAGUCUGUCACUCAAAACUAGAUCUGGAGCGUUCCUCCAGCCAACUAGGUUCCCCUGAUGUGUCACAUCUAAUCAGAAGACCUAUUAGUGUCAACCCUAAUGACAUCAAACCCCACCCGCCAACUCCCAGGCCAUUGCUGCACUCCCAAAGCGUAGGCCUUCGCUUCUCUCCAUCUAGCAAUAGUAUCUCAUCCGCCUCCAACUUAACUCCUACCUUCCGGCCAUCCUCCUCGAUUCAGCAAAUGGAGAUUCCACUGAAACCGGCGUAUGAUAGGUCAUGUGACGAGCUGUCGCCAGUGUCUCCCACUCAGGGAGGUUAUCCCAGCGAGCCCACCCGAUCCAGGACCACACCAUUCAUGGGGAUCAUAGACAAAACAGCCCGGACUCAGCAGUACCCCCACCUUCACCAGCAGAAUCGGACCUGGGCAGUGUCAUCAGUGGAUACCGUUCUCAGUCCCACAUCCCCAGGCAACCUGCCUCAGCCUGAGUCCUUCAGCCCCCCAUCAUCCAUCAGCAACAUUGCCUUUUAUAACAAAACCAACAAUGCACAGAAUGGCCAUUUGCUGGAGGACGAGUAUUACAGCCCCCAUGGGAUGCUGGCUAAUGGGUCCCGCGGAGACCUCUUGGAGAGAGUCAGCCAGGCCUCCUCAUAUCCCGAUGUGAAGGUGGCUCGGACCCUCCCUGUGGCUCAGGCAUACCAGGACAACCUGUACAGGCAAUUGUCCCGGGACUCUCGGCAAGGGCAGACAUCCCCUAUCAAACCAAAGAGACCAUUUGUGGAGUCUAAUGUUUAAAAGACGUUUGUUGGAGUGAGACCCGUAUGUUUUCACUGCACAUUUUCAGGCUUGGUUUCCACAUUUGAGGUAGUUCUCUGGCUUAAUUUCUCAUGUAGUUUCUGUGUGGUGUUCGGAGGCGGCAGCCCACAUGCUGAAAUCCUUUGCAUGCAGCCGACUGGGAAGCUGGCCUCCAGGGAGCCAGGACUUCAGUCUCUUGUCUGUGCCCCAGCCACAUGCUCUCUCCCUCUCUUCAGAUGCCAACGAGGAGAUUGUUGUGCCGUGUGCUUUAACCCAGGGAGAUCAGACACACUGGUCAGCUUUUUCCAGGAGACAAUCGCUUUCACGGAUGUUCUUGUCGUGUAAAUGUCUUUCUCCUUUUUUACAAAAAUUCAGAUGUUCUUGUUCGUUUUCUUCUAGGAACUUUAGAGAGCGUGGUGCCCCUUUGCCUUCGCAUCCUUGUCCGGUGUUAUCCAGAUAGCCCGCCCCCGUGCAUUCUUGUGCCAUGGUCUCCUCCCCGACUGCCAGCUCCCUGCAGUCACCAGGUCUUGAAUGUCCAUUUAGAUUAUUGCUGGUCUUCCUAUGGGGGUAAAAGGAUCAAAGAAAAAGAGAGGAAAUGAGUCUGUUAAAUUGGAAGGAAAAAAACCAAUAUACUUCCUUGAAAUGUCACUUCAUUGAUCUUCCAAGAAGCAUUUUAGGAAUAUUUAGAAAACAGCCCUUUAAAUAUUUCGGUCAGCCAAGGAAAUUGGGUGGAAAUUAUGGAUAUUUUUUAAUUCACUGAAAAGUAUUCUUUAGAGUUUUAGCCAACUAUUAACCAUUAAAAACUAUUGAUUUUCCAUGGGUGGGGAGGGAAUAAAUAAAUACAGUAAAACCUUGGAUUGCGAGUAAUGGUUUGCGAGUGUUCUGCAAGACGAGCAAAC
Molecule: messenger RNA, 7238 nt
Organism: Hipposideros armiger (great roundleaf bat)
Lineage: Eukaryota; Metazoa; Chordata; Mammalia; Chiroptera; Hipposideridae
Gene: TANC2
Product: tetratricopeptide repeat, ankyrin repeat and coiled-coil containing 2
Exons: 28
Coding region: 109-6339 (2076 amino acids)
Biological process (GO): regulation of dendritic spine morphogenesis
Cellular component (GO): dendritic spine
Molecular function (GO): protein binding
Source: RefSeq, a predicted model, not a curated record